This is a messenger RNA of Theileria annulata, 324 nucleotides long. Its product is annotated as translation initiation factor (SUI1 homologue), putative. The transcript has a single exon. Gene Ontology annotation, biological process: translational initiation. NCBI's taxonomy places the organism in Eukaryota, Apicomplexa, Aconoidasida, Piroplasmida, Theileriidae. Bases 1 to 324 code for a protein of 107 amino acids. The record is from RefSeq and is a predicted model, not a curated record. Gene Ontology annotation, molecular function: translation initiation factor activity; RNA binding.
AUGUUCCUUGAUUAUACCCCUGGUCUCAAAGACCCCUUUAACCAAACUAAUACUGAUGGACCAAUAAAACUAGUUCAUAUACGUAACCACCAACGUAACGGACGUAAAAGCGUGACAACUGUCCAAGGCCUUGAAGAAAGCCUUGACCUAAAGAAAAUGGUGCGCGCAUUGAAGAAGGAAUUCUCGUGUAACGGAACUGUGAUAAUGCACGAAGAACAUGGAAGCAUCAUACAACUCCAAGGCGACAAAAGGCAGGACGUUGUCAGGUUUCUCGAACGCGAAAAUCUAGUUACUCCAGAUCAAAUACGUAUCCACGGAGCAUAA